Myzus persicae (green peach aphid) is the source of this 2304-nucleotide messenger RNA. RefSeq names its product glycine receptor subunit alpha-4-like. The transcript is spliced from 9 exons. Gene Ontology annotation, cellular component: neuron projection; membrane; synapse. Lineage: Eukaryota; Metazoa; Arthropoda; Insecta; Hemiptera; Aphididae. The record is from RefSeq and is a predicted model, not a curated record. Gene Ontology annotation, molecular function: neurotransmitter receptor activity; transmembrane signaling receptor activity; extracellular ligand-gated monoatomic ion channel activity. The coding region runs from base 124 to 1593 and encodes 489 amino acids. Gene Ontology annotation, biological process: signal transduction; regulation of membrane potential; chemical synaptic transmission.
GCGGCCAUAAAAUAGUAAUAAUAAUAAUACUAAAAAAAAUAAACCGAAUUCAAAAUGAAAAUUAGGCAUAUGCACACCAUAUAACGACGCGCAUACUACGGCGUGUUUGCAUUCGCGUUGAACAUGUUGUACAUAAAGUUGUACAAUUUUGUUUGUGUUUUAUUGUUUACCGUAGUGCUACCGUUACCGUCUGCCAAGCCAAACAAAACUUGCGGGGCCGAGUACAACGAUGAAGUGCCGUCGUCGGAGAAAAUACUACGAUGGUUGACUGAUCCUUGUCGGUACGACAAGACAGUGGCUCCCGGAAAACUCGUCGCACACAAUCCAAUCGUCGUGUCCACUAGGAUUCAUGUCUACCAUUUGACUUCCGUGUACCCGCGAAACCUGGACUUCACAGUGCGAAUACUGUUACAAUUCCGGUGGAAAGACGUCCGACUGGCAUUUGACAAUUUAGCACCGAUGGACUCCUCUGAAGUGGUGUGCCAAAAGGGAGUAUUGGAGCGAAUAUGGAUACCAAAUGUGUACAUCACCAACGAGAAACAUUCACUGACGGUGGACGACAUGACCGAAGACCUGAUGGUCACUGUAUUACCGGACGGGACCGUGAUGUUAUCGAUCAGGUUGAAGACAUCCGUAUUCUGUUGGGUGAAGCUAGGCAGAUUCCCGUUCGACCGCCAACAAUGUCACUUGAUCAUGGAAACCUGGAGGUAUGAUACCACACAAUUGGUGCUUGAAUGGGAAGACGAAUCGCCGGUCACAGCAGCCCUGAAUGAUAACUCGUGGGUGCCUUAUUUGACGGAAUACAAAUUGCUGAAAAUAAUACCGCACAGCUCUGAACACUACGUCGAACCAAUUUCUCUGGACCCGACUUCUACUUACCGUUACACAUCGUUGACGUUAACGUUCCUACUAGCCAGGGAGUAUGGGUUCUAUAUCAUGGACUAUUAUGUGCCUGGCAUAUUGUUGGUGACGGUUUCGUGGGUGUCGUUUUGGAUGGCACCCGAUGCGACGCCUGCGCGUGUCGCAAUCGGUACCAGCACAAUGCUUACAUACUUCCAGCUGGGUGUCGACACAGGUUCUAAGCUACCUAAUGUGUCCUAUAUUAGAUCCAAUGACCUGUGGUUUAUCGUUUGCACCGCGUUCAUAUUUCUCUCGUUGGCCGAAUUUGCCUUUGUCAACACGAUAUGGCGAUACGGAUGCCAUCCCGUCGCGUUGAAAAGCAAAUCCAACAAACAAAUGUUUAAGUCAUCGAUCAAAGCCAGCAAAAUGUCUAAGGGGAUAGUCAAUAGCGACCGACCGCGACAACCCAUCGCAGCCGGCAGUUUAUUUAUAGACGGAAUAAGGCUACAGAACAAUGUAGGGUACGGCAGAAUUAAACGCAGAACUGCCCUACACGAUGGAAAUGAAAGCAAUGGGCAAGGUGAAAUUCAAGGUAUCCGAAGAGUCAGCACGUCAAUUGCACGGUGGCCUAACGACUACGGCCCAACAGAUUUCGAUUUGGAUCGACGAGAAGAGCAGAAUUGUGUUCCCAGCAUCGUUCAUUUUAUUCAACGCAGUAUAUUGGAGCCUGUUGUGGGUUUAACAAGACUUUGAUGACCUAUGGAAAUGGUUGUUAGCACCUUCAAUGUUAUACUUGAAUUUCAAGGGGAUAUUCUGUGGGACUAGGUAUGCCCGGCACGGCCAUCCUCAGAAUUCUAUGAAGGACCAAUGUAAAUGGUAUAGAUAAGUAUACCGCACCUGUGUACCAAUAUUUUUAAAUACUAUUACCUUUGCUUGAAUGUAAGUAUAGCAAUUUCGUUUUUGUAGAUUAGUUUCAAUUGUCGCCCAUGAACUAAACAAUAAUAUUAAAAUGUAUACCUACCUUAUAUUAAUAGUAACUGUUUACUUGUUCAAGUCUUUUAAUAUCAUAAAUAUAUUUAUACAUUUUUUUAAUUUUUCAUACAUCGUUGACGUUUAGACUGCACGCACAAAUUAUUUUGAUAACAUUUUUUAUGAAUCCAUCCUCACCAAAUAUCUAAUAAGGAAACUAAUCAAAAAAAUAAUAAAAUAAAUACAUUCAAAAAUAAAUUGGCUAUAUUGUAUCAAAAUAAUGGUGGUAUAAGAUUUGUAUUCAGUAUUCAUAGUAAAUUAUUAUAUAAUAGCAAAAAUAUAAAGUAUAAAAUAUCACCACAUAUGCUUGGAGUAUGCAUGAGUAUUCAAUUGGUUUAAAUUAAGAAAAACAAUUAUAACAAAAUAUAUAUAUUAAUUAAAAACAAUUGAAAAACUAUAUCAAAUUAAGUUUAAAAUAAAAAUAUUAUCACCGCA